Messenger RNA from Nothobranchius furzeri (turquoise killifish), 1649 nucleotides. The record is from RefSeq and is a predicted model, not a curated record. NCBI's taxonomy places the organism in Eukaryota, Metazoa, Chordata, Actinopteri, Cyprinodontiformes, Nothobranchiidae.
UACAGGAAACGUGUUUUCAACACUUCUGUGGGGGCUGCAUUAAAUAUAUGCAACCGAGCUGUGGGCCCUCUGCGCUCUCAUUGGCUAAUUCAGACUCAGGUUGCUGCUGAUUGGCUGUUGAGCGCGAAGCUGCAAAGGAAGGCGAACGGGAUUGAAAUGAUUUCUGAGCUGCUCAUCAUCCUCAGCCGGAAAACUCACCCAGCUCUACUCACCCUCGCUCCUCCGGAGGAGCAACAAAACUGUCCGUUUCUCUCUUUUUAUGGGAAUUUCUCCACCUUUUUUUUUCGAAGGACCUCACUUUUAAAGUAAGCGCGUUGGCCUUUUUGUGAUUUCUUACAGGAUCUGGAUCCGCGUGCCUGUCAGUUUUGACAUAAAUGUGUUUUUUUUCCUGCAGAAAGUGACAACUACAUAUAAAAGCAACAAAAGAUGCUGUGCCUACGCGACUCUGGUGGCUGCGUACGGGAGCAGAUGCAGAACAUGAUGAGGUCACUGCAGGACCUGAAGCAGCUGAGGAGAACCUGCCCCGACGCCCGGCACCCUCUCGCCCCUGUGAACGCCCAGCUCCCGGCGUUGGCACGCUACUCCGCCGUGGCACGUGCGUGUCAGCAGCGAGCACUGCAGCGGGAACAGCGCGCACGCCUGAGGAUGUCCGACGCCAGCUCAGCUAGCACCUACGACUCGGCCUGCUGCCUGAACAGUCCUCUGGAGGAGGAGGAGGAGGACGCCGGCGGUCAGCUGAGCCUCAGGCGAGAUUUACGAUCUCCCAGCAGCCAGAAGAGUCUGGAGUUCGACUCGGGUUACUCCGAAGCAUCCUGGCAGGAUGACAGCGUUGUUUUAAGGAGGACGAGGAACGUGCGGGUCUCCUCCUCUGCCUGCCUACGCACAAACAGAGCGCAGAGCGGGCGGAUCCGACCCAAAUCCACAUCUGACGCCUGUCUGGAAAGGUGGACGUCGUUUGAGAUCAGCGACCCAGAAGACUGGACAAACUCCCUGUUGACCAGAGGACGCAACCGCCAGCCUCUGGUCCUGGGUGACAACAGCUUCGCUGACCUGAUCCAGAACUGGAUGGACUUGCCGGAUUGUCCCGAGCCCACCGAGCUGAAACCAAGCUCAAGACAAAGACUGGGGAGAGGCUUCCUGGUCAACAUGAGGAGGAAGAUUUCUGGGUUGUCUAAAAGCGUUGAGGACAGAGUGAAGAUGAGGUCCACAGACUCUUGCCUGAACAGAACCGUCAACGCUCCCAAACGCCUGUCCUGUCCCGUCGUUGCAUCGCAGCCUAGCGUCCCCUUUUUCCACCAGUCCCACUCAGCCAUCGACCAACUGGACACGGACUUCCAACGCUUCACGGCUCUGAUGAAGUCAGGCAGCCGGCAGCCGAUCAUCUGUAAAGAAAUCAUCGGCUACAUCUGACAGAAAGGACUGGAAAACCCUCAGAGUCACUUUAUUUUUGCCAUUUUUCUCUCUUCUACAUGACUGUUAAGUUAAUGAAAACAAAGAUGUUCUCGUGGUUUAAACUGCAUAUUUAUGUUUCACGUAUUUACGUUUCUAGAUGUUUUUGCUUGUGACACAACAACACUGAUAUGUUGGGUCCAGCUCGCAUGAAGCUGUGACUCCUCACUGAAGGAAUGAUUAAAACUCUAAAGCCUAAA